Messenger RNA from Scophthalmus maximus (turbot), 2022 nucleotides. RefSeq lists its product as uncharacterized. The coding region runs from base 36 to 1643 and encodes 535 amino acids. Lineage: Eukaryota; Metazoa; Chordata; Actinopteri; Pleuronectiformes; Scophthalmidae. The transcript is spliced from 4 exons. The record is from RefSeq and is a predicted model, not a curated record.
ACACAUGCAGCCUUUCUCUCCUGUCGACUGAAACAAUGGGAGCUGUUUGGAUUCUGCUGAUCUGUGUGCUGACUGCCUGGCUGAACAAAGGCUCUUGUUUGCCAGUCGGUGGCACAAGAGAAAUAAGUGUUGGUGAUGAACUGCACAGGAAAAUGGAAGAGUUGUUUCCCAAUGAACUUGCCAUGAAGAAGGCACUGGGCCUCUUCCAGUCAGUGGUGUCCAUGUUGAAGAACCAUGCUAAAGAAGUUCUUCUAGAAACCAAUGAGGUGGAAGCUGAAAGUUUGGUUGUACACGUGAAAGCCAGCGACGUGGGAAUUGUGACGGCCAGCAAUGUGACUGUCGGCGAUGCAGGCAACGUGACUGUCGGGGACGUGGGAAUUGUGACGGCCAGCAACGUGACUGUCGGCGACGUGGGCAACGUGACUGUCGGCGACGUGGGCAACGUGAUGGCCGGCAACGUGACUGUCGGCGACGUGGGCAACGUGAUGGCCGGCAACGUGACUGUCGGCGACGUGGGCAACGUGACUGUUGGCGAUGGGGGAAUUGUGACGGCCAGCAACGUGACUGUCGGCGACGUGGGCAACGUGACUGUCGGCGAUGGGGGAAUUGUGACGGCCAGCAACGUGACUGUAGGCGACGUGGGCAACGUGACUGUCGGGGACGAGGGCAACGUGACUAUCGGCGACGAGGGCAUUGUGAUGGCCGGCAACGUGACUGUCGGCGACGUGGGCAACGUGACUGUCGGCGACGUGGGCAACGUGACUGUUGGGGACGUGGGAAUUGUGACGGCCAGCAAUGUGACAGUCGGCGAUGCAGGCAACGUGACUGUUGGUGACGUGGGCAACGUGACUAUCGGCGACGAGGGCAUUGUGAUGGCCGGCAACGUGACUGUCGGCGACGUGGGCAACGUGACUGUUGGGGACGUGGGAAUUGUGACGGCCAGCAAUGUGACUGUCGGCGAUGCAGGCAACGUGACUGUCGGGGACGUGGGAAUUGUGACGGCCAGCAACGUGACUGUCGGGGACGUGGGCAACGUGACUGUCGGGGACGUGGGCAACGUGACUAUCGGCGACGUGGGAAUUGUGACGGCCAGCAACGUGACUGUCGGCGACGUGGGCAACGUGACUAUCGGCGACGAGGGCAACAUGACUAUCGGCGACGAGGGCAUUGUGACGGCCAGCAACGUGACUGUCGGUGACGUGGGCAACGUGACUGUCGGCGAUGGGGGAAUUGUGACGGCCAGCAACGUGACUGUCGGCGACGUGACUGUCGGGGAUGAGGGCAACGUGACUAUCGGCGACGAGGGCAUUGUGAUGGCCGGCAACGUGACUGUCGGCGACGUGGGCAACGUGACUGUCGGCGACGUGGGCAACGUGACUGUCGGCGACGUGGGCAACGUGACUGUCGGCGACGUGGGCAACGUGACUGUUGGCGAUGGGGGAAUUUUGACGGCCAGCAAUGUGACUGUCGGCGACGUGACUGUCGGGCACGUGGGCAAUGUGACUGUGGGGGACGUCGGCAGCGUGGGCAACGUCACUUUCGGGGACUUCAGCAAUGUGAUAAGUAAGCGCAGUGGACUGGGAGCAAAUGAAGACACUUUAGAUCUUGGAACCUUGGGACUUACUCCAAUGCAUCCACAUUAAGGUCGCUCACAGUCACAUGGAGUAUAUUUUUAAAUGUAGGGAAUAGAAUGUAGGAACCAUGCAAGAGUUCAUGUGCAUCUAAUGGCUCUUUUUUAUGCUGGUGCAUCCUCCAGAACUGGUUUCACACAUCUCCACUGAAAGGCUCUUGGUGCCCAAACAGCUAGCACAAACAGUUUAAUUCUCUCAGCCAUGAUUGCUUUUCAGAGUAAAUUAACCCAACUUCUAUGUAAUGUUCUCUUUUGGAGUUUAUUGGCAAUUAAUUGGUGCAACAUGUGGCCCAGUUGUGAGCUGACAACGCACUGUCCUGGUGUAAAAGAGAUACGAUGUGUCUGCAUGUACCUGUUUCUGUCUCUGCUUUGAAUAAACCCCCUAAACUUUA